Messenger RNA from Nakaseomyces glabratus, 3312 nucleotides. It is a transcript of the gene GIN4, whose product is annotated as protein kinase GIN4. The record is from RefSeq and is a predicted model, not a curated record. Gene Ontology annotation, cellular component: cytoplasm. Gene Ontology annotation, molecular function: protein serine/threonine kinase activity; ATP binding. Gene Ontology annotation, biological process: intracellular signal transduction; protein phosphorylation. Lineage: Eukaryota; Fungi; Ascomycota; Saccharomycetes; Saccharomycetales; Saccharomycetaceae.
AUGAGCGCUAUAAGUUCAAACACCGUGAGUGUUAUCAAGAACAAUCAGAUAGGACCAUGGAAACUUGGUGAAACUUUGGGAUCCGGCAGUACAGGUAAAGUACUACUGGCAUCUAACGAAACCACUAAACAGCAAGCUGCUGUGAAAGUGAUUUCGAAGGCUGUAUUUGAGGCCAUGAAUAACAGCGAGAGCAAUGGUGACGCCACCAAUGCUUUGCCUUACAACAUCGAACAAGAAAUAAUUAUAAUGAAACUGCUAAACCAUCCAAAUGUAUUGAGAUUAUUUGACGUUUGGGAAACUAAUUCCGAUCUAUAUCUUGUGCUAGAAUACGCCGAAAAGGGGGAACUAUUUAAUAUGCUUGUUGAGCGCGGCCCACUUCCGGAAAAUGAAGCUGUUCGUGCCUUUAGGCAAAUCAUUAUCGGUAUAUCAUAUUGUCAUAGUCUAGGUGUAGUUCACCGUGACCUGAAGCCUGAGAACUUACUUCUUGACAACAAACUUAACAUCAAAAUAGCUGAUUUUGGUAUGGCCGCAUUAGAAUCUGAAGAUAAACUGCUAGAAACUUCUUGUGGAUCUCCUCAUUAUGCGGCACCAGAGAUCAUCUCUGGUCUACCUUAUGAAGGUUUUUCUAGUGAUGUAUGGUCCUGUGGUGUUAUCUUGUUUGCAUUGUUGACAGGUAGGCUUCCAUUUGAUGAAGAGGAUGGUAAUAUAAGAAAUUUGCUCCUCAAAGUCCAAAAGGGUGAAUUCGAAAUGCCCGAUGAUGAUGAAAUUACAAAAGAGGCUCAAGAUCUGCUUGCAAGAUUACUUACAGUUGAUCCUAGUAAAAGAAUUACAAUAAGAGAAAUUCUAAAACAUCCACUUCUACAAAAAUAUCCAAGCAUUAAGGAUUCACGCAGUAUACGUAACUUGCCUAGGGAAGAUACAUAUCUAUCACCAUUAGCAGAUACCAACUCUAAGAUUGAUGAUGCUAUAUUGCAAAAUCUUGUCAUCCUGUGGCAUGGUAAAGAUGCUAGAGAAAUUGCAGCAAAACUGAGAGAACCGGGAGCUAAUACAGAGAAAACAUUAUAUGCUCUUUUGUACAGAUUUAAAUGUGAUACUCAAAGAGAAGCCAACAGAGCUAGAAGACAAUCCAAGAUAGUCCAAAGGAAUUCCACAAUUAGAUCUACUGCUCCAGAGUCACCUUCCAAAAAGAAAACUUACACUCCGCAAAAGAAAAAUAAGAGAGCAUCAAUAAUAGCAUCUUCUUCAAAAAGACCAGUCUCUGUGACGAAAACGGCAACAAAUAUUACAGUCAAUUCCAGUAUAACUGGCACACCAAAAUCUGCAAAGCGUAUGUCAAUGAACAAUUCUGCCAGAAAAAGAAUGUCUGCAUUAUAUGGUACAAGAGAUUCCCCUACAAAAACUUCUAGAAGUAGGAGAUCCUCCAUAAUUACAAAAGAUUUCUUGGGAAAUAGACCAAGAGACAGUGUUAUAAGUAUGUCGCAUAACAAGCGCGCCUCGAAAUCAAGCAAAAGAAUUUCCCUGGUCCCUAAUCUAAAAAGACAAUCGGUGACAACGAAAUUAAUGGCUACAUAUGCCAAACUUUCUGAAGAUGAUGACUGGGAAUACAUUGAAAGAGAAACAAAGAGAACCAGUUCCGAUUUUGCUACCUUGAUUGAUGAAAUUUUUGAGUAUGAAAAGUAUGAACAAAUAAGGAAGGAAAAGGCAGAAUUGGAACGUAAAGUUAGAGAGACUAAAGAGCGUGAAGAACGUGAGAGAAAGGAGCGCCAAGAAAAGGAGUUACAGGAAAGGCUUGAACGAGAAAGAAUCGAGAAACAAAAGGAAGAUAUAGCGAGACAAAUGGAUGAAGAAAUUUCAAAUUUGAAAAAAGAACUGGUGGGGGACCAGGAUAAUGAAGACAAAUUUAGAUCUGUAUCAGAACCACUUGAAUCUAAGAGUAAAAAAAUUGAAGACAUCGAGGAAGAUAUUGACGGCAUUCUUCGUAAUAGAAAAUAUUCUUUACAAACACGUCCAGUGUCACGUCUUGAUCCAGGUAUCGGCUUUAUAGACAAACCACGUCAAAGUGAGCAACACGUUCCUGAAACUGUAAAUCUGGAACCUGAACUGGAAGAGACGGAACAAAAAAUUUUAGAAACAAUAAGAAGAUCUAAAUUCUUGGGUUCAUCUUUUGACAUAAAGAAAGAACUUGAAAAUGUAAAAAGGCACAGACAAACUUCACAACCAAUUGAAAAAGAAAUGGCGCCUCCCGCAUUACCAGAAACCCUACCAAAAGCGGUCGAGAAGAAGAAUGUAUCUAUGGACCCUUCCUUGAGAAAAAUAUCAGAUAUUAAGGUGCCUCAGUUCACCAGAAAAUCUAGACAUUUUAGCACUUCAAACAGAAGACUUUCUGUCCUAUCUAUGUAUUCAACCAAAGAAUCGUAUUCAAAUCUAGCUGACAUCCUUAAGAAUGGACCUGGCGAAAAAGAAAUGAUCCAGACAGCACCAACCCCCAAAAGUGCAGAUGAUUCUGACCAGCUGUUUGAUACUAUCGAUGAAGCUGAUACACCAGCCAGUGUAUCACGCGAGGAAAGACUGUAUGAGGUUGCAGAAGAAUCAGAAAAUGAGUUGGCAAAUAAAAAGAUUGAUAUUGCUGACUUGUUGAAUUCGGAAGGAUCUAACUUGAAGUCUGUUGAGGAACAAGAAGAUAGUAUGAAACUACCUAAAUUACCACCGCUGUUUGAAGAUGGCUCUACUAAAGAAACAAAGGAACAAUCGAAGUCAAUGAUACCUGAAAACAUGCAAUCAAGCGAAUCGCAAAAGCAAAUUGAAAAGAACAAUUCUGAUGAGGGUGGCUCUUUGAACCCAUUCAUGACGAAACACAGAGAUGUCUCAGAUAAAGGGGUAACAAAAGAGAAGCCUACAGUCACCAUGAAAACUACUUCCGAACAAGUUAGCGCCGAUAAGAAAAGAAAUAUGUCUUUCUUAAGAAAAUUGUCAAAGGGCAGUUCGUCUAGCAAAGACAAUGUUGAUGUUACUUUAUCAACGUCUGUUAGUUCAAAACAACUAUUCAGUGGCUUGGUAAACCUAUUGAAAGGCUGGACUAAGUAUGGACUAAAGGGCAUUGCUAUCGAUAGCACUAGUCAGACCAUCACUGGUAAACUUGCAAAUGAUAAUAUCCUUUCAUUUAGAUCAACUGCUUUUUCUAUUUUGAUAUUCUCACAAGAAAAGGGUAGUGCUGUGACUUUUAGAAAAGUCAGUGGUUCAGGUAAAGCUGUUAGACGUCUGUCGGAUGAGGUUAAAAAGGUCCUAUCAAAAGAAGGUGUGUUAAGGGAUUAG